This is a messenger RNA of Cariama cristata (Red-legged seriema), 1254 nucleotides long. It is a transcript of the gene APLF, whose product is annotated as aprataxin and PNKP like factor. Gene Ontology annotation, molecular function: 3'-5' exonuclease activity; DNA-(apurinic or apyrimidinic site) endonuclease activity. The record is from RefSeq and is a predicted model, not a curated record. NCBI's taxonomy places the organism in Eukaryota, Metazoa, Chordata, Aves, Cariamiformes, Cariamidae. Gene Ontology annotation, cellular component: nucleus; site of double-strand break. The transcript has 8 exons. Bases 43 to 1254 code for a protein of 403 amino acids. Gene Ontology annotation, biological process: double-strand break repair.
GAGGCUGAUGCAGAAGCGGCACCAACUGUUUAUCCUGUGGAGAUGUCUUGUAGUCCGUUGUUAAUAGAACCAGCCUGUUCCGCCUCUGAGAUACAGGGAGCCACAAAAAUGAGAAAAAAUGAUGCUACUUCCAGACAUUUGGUUCCUCUUUCUGAUGAUAAUGAAAGUGAACAGUCAAAAUCUAUUCAAAGAAAGAGAAUGCUUCCAUCCUGGAUGCUGGAAAGCGAUCUCCUGGUUCAGAGGAUUUCUGAGCCUGUGAUGAAAGGAGGUAGUAGAAUGAAAAAAGAGCAAGGAAGGGGAGAAUGCAAUAUGGAGUCAUUAAAAUCAGAAGUAAACGUGCAGCAGAAAAAAAGAUUAGCUUCUGAAGAAACUAUAGAGGAUUUUGAAGGUGAAGAGCAAGAUCAAGGGAAAAGGAGCUGUCUUUCCAUCCCUGUCCCUUCAUCUCAGAAUACAUCUGGAUUUCCUCUUGAGAAUACCAUGAGGAACAUGGAAGGAAAUGGCAAGACUGGAACAAAAAACCCUGGAAGUUCUCUGGAAAAAAAUGAUAGGCAGCUGCAUAGUAAAUGGUCUAAAAGAGUAGGUCAGAUCUCCAGUAAAGAAAAUAGAAUUGAGGAAACAGAAAACAAAGAGCAGAUUACUGGUUCUACAAGCCAACAAGCUCACGGGGGCAGGACUUCCCAAUAUUUUGGUGCCCAGGAAGGGAUUCUUGAGCCUGAUGCAGAUCUGGAUUACGAGACUGAGAUUUCUGAUUCAACCAGAAGUGCAGAUGCUUCAGAAAGCUCCAAACAGAUCAAGCAUAAGAGGACACCUUGCAUGUAUGGAACAGGCUGUUACAGGAAGAAUCCCAUUCACUUUCAGCAGUUCAGUCACCCUAAUGAUGAUGACUAUCAUGAAAUGGAGAUUGUAACUCAGGAUGACAAUGAUAACCGGCCUGAAUGUCCAUAUGGAACUGCUUGUUACAGGAAGAAUCCACAGCACAAGCUGGAAUACAAGCACAGUGCACCUCCAGUAACUGAAAGAGGAACCCGACAACGAACUUCAAAAAAUGGAAAAAGGGCUGUGGAGAAAGAUGGUGCCAAUGAUGAUGAACCAAAUGAAUAUGACCUUAAUGACAGCUUUAUAGAUGAUGAGGAAGAGGAGUGCGAACCUACUGAUGAAGACUCUGACUGGGAACCAAGUUCAGAAGACAAAGAUAAUGAAGAUGUUGAAACGCUUUUGCAAGAAGCACAUAGAUUUGUUAAGACCAAAAAGUAG